This is a messenger RNA of Myzus persicae (green peach aphid), 1899 nucleotides long. RefSeq lists its product as uncharacterized. NCBI's taxonomy places the organism in Eukaryota, Metazoa, Arthropoda, Insecta, Hemiptera, Aphididae. The transcript has 14 exons. The coding region runs from base 1 to 1899 and encodes 632 amino acids. The record is from RefSeq and is a predicted model, not a curated record.
AUGGCAAAUAAAAAAAAUGCGCUAAAGCGUAAACGAUCGACUAAAAGUAUGGUCACUAAGACACUUGCACUAAGACGGUCUAAAAAACCAAGUGAUGUUGUUGAGGACAGAGAUCCUGAAGAAUCUUCAGUUCAAAUUCGAUUCAACAAUGUUGAUCAAAAUUCGAGUGAACCUAGUACCUCCAUUGGCUCUACUAAUGACAUAGAAAUUGAAAACAUAGACUUUGUUACACCAAUCCAAUUUACUUUGUCACCUGUUCAAAAUGUCCCAAUUGUUGAAUGUAAUCAAUCUUUUAAUUUAAAUGAUAUUGAAUCCUACACAUUACCAAGUGUUGAUGAGGAAAAUAGUAAUACUGACGUUAUUACUGACCAUUUAUCAGGUAGACGAAUUGUAGAUGUUGAUUAUAUUUUUAAACAAAUCCAAAACAGUUCACAUGGUGGUGGACUAGAUUGUUCUUUUUUGAAUAUGUCUUUUGUCUCAGAAAAACGUUAUGGUUUUUUUUCCAAAUUCAAAUUUCAAUGCAAAAUGUGCAACAUUAUAACGGUUAUUUCUUCAGAACCAUCUGAUAAAUCAUAUCUUCCCAUAAAUAAAGCCUUAACUUUUAUUGCAAAAAAAACUAAUUAUCCUAUCAACUUAAGGCAAUUUAUUUUGAAAAAUAUAUUAAGAUUCCGGACUGCUAUUGUGACAGCAAUAAGACACAGAAAAAAUGAAAAUGUACCAACAACACAGUUUUUUGCUCGGCCAAAAGCUUUAAAAUGUAAUUUAUCAGCCGACUUAUUUAAUAGUCCGUAUCACAUUUUUGGCGAACAUUCAAAGUGUGACGAUUAUUUUUGUAAAAAAAGACUUCUAGAAGAAGAAAAUUGGGUACAGCGUGCAGAAAUCUGUGAAAUGAUGGUCGAAAUAAAAAAUAUUGUUAAUCGCUUAGUGAUAAAUUCAGCAAGUUUGAUUUUAGAUUUAGGGAAAUUUAGUAAAUUAUUUUUAAAAGAUGUUGCGAGAAAGAGACGUAAUAAUGCACGAAGCCGAGAGUUAUUUCCUUCUAAAAAUAAAAAAAAUAAUAAAAAAUGCAGUGGACCAGAUGAAAACUAUGGAUUAGCAGAUGAGUUGGUUGACGAUUUAACUCCUGCAGAAUUCAAAAUAAGAAAAGAUAAUUUUCUUAACGAAUUAAAGACCAUUAAUCGAGAAAAAUUGGAAAACGAAACCAAAGAUCAAUCCAAAUCCCAACUUUGGUAUUCGGAGAGAAAAAAAAGAAUUACUGCCUCAAAUAUAGGGAAAAUAUGCAAAAUGCGGCAGUAUACAUCUUGUAAAAAGAUUGUAUACGAUUUGCUCUAUAGUUGCAUAAACAUAAAAAUAAAGGCUAUUGAAUAUGGACGUGUAAUGGAGAUCGAAGCCAAAAAAAAAUUUGAAAAUAUAUAUAAUUUGAAAAUUGCACCUGUGGGUUUGUGUGUUGAUGAGAAAAUUCUAUAUUUAGCCGCAAGUCCAGAUGGCCUCAUCGGCGAAGAUUCGAUCAUCGAAAUUAAAUGUCCAUUUUCAGCUAGGAAUUUUUCUGAUAUAUUUGACGCUAUUGACGCAGGAAAAAUUCCUUUUUGUUUUAAAGACAAACAAAACAAUGUUAGCUUAAAAACUAAUCAUAAUUAUUAUUACCAGAUUCAGACCCAAUUGCAUGUAACCAAAAGAAAAAAAUGUAAUUUUUUUAUUUAUACAGAAAAUUGGUAUUAUAAUGUAUGUAUUACUAUCGAUGAUAACUUUUGGUAUCAAAAAAUACAGUCUCAAAUACACUUAUUCUAUAAUGAAUGUUUAUUGCCGGAAUUAAUAAAUCCGCAGUUUGGUAAGAGACAUCUAGUUACCGACAUUAACGAUCCACCGAGAAUUUUAAAAGAACAAGCAGCCAAAAAAAAAUGA